AUGUGCCAGACUCGAAAGAUAUUCACCAAAAACACCAAAAGCUCAGCCCGAUAUGUCCGUUUCUUUCCGGCAGAGAUGUUAGUAUUGGAGAUGAAAAGCCCAGCAGAGACGGCCAACCGAAAUGCCAAGGAGGAGAACCGGAUCAAAACAUUCAAUGUCCCAGGAUACAAUUUCGCAUACGCCACUCGGGUGGCACGAUUGGCAAAACGAGGCUUCUUUUACACUCUAUACAACUCUGUCGUUCAAUGCGCUUUCUGCCGAGUAGUUUUGAGUAAUGUGGCGCAUCUUACAAUGGACGAGGAUGUAGUGGCCGUGCACUACAAGGAAUCAAAUAAAUGUUCGUUUAUAUGGCGCCCAUCUAAUGUGGGCAAUAUUGAGAGACAAAGAGCCGUUGUGGCAAGCACUCCUACGCCUAAUAAGAGCUUACAGUGCAAAGUAUGUUUUGAAAACGAAAUCAACGUAAUCUACGAAUGUGGUCACUUCAUUCAGUGCUCACAGUGUGCGUCCAAAAUGGAUUCGUGCCCGUAUUGCCGCGCACCAUUUAUACACGAGCGACGGCUCUACCUCCCAUAA
Molecule: messenger RNA, 573 nt
Organism: Medioppia subpectinata
Lineage: Eukaryota; Metazoa; Arthropoda; Arachnida; Sarcoptiformes; Oppiidae
Source: the annotation of a GenBank genome assembly